This is a messenger RNA of Pipistrellus kuhlii (Kuhl's pipistrelle), 6859 nucleotides long. RefSeq names its product MAM and LDL receptor class A domain containing 1 (gene MALRD1). Lineage: Eukaryota; Metazoa; Chordata; Mammalia; Chiroptera; Vespertilionidae. Gene Ontology annotation, cellular component: membrane. The record is from RefSeq and is a predicted model, not a curated record. Bases 172 to 6615 code for a protein of 2147 amino acids. Gene Ontology annotation, molecular function: protein binding. The transcript has 40 exons.
GAGUCAUUUGCCAGAGUUGCAGAUUGUUACCAACAGUCCCCAGUCAUAAGAGGUAAACCUGGAAAGGAAAGAACAGAGAAAAGAAAAAUAAUGUUUCUAACGAGGGAUUCACUUAUUACAGCUGCCUGACUUCUACAGACAGACCAAGCGCCGCUCUUCUGCCUGGCCAGAAUGCCACCAUUGCCAAAGAAUGGAGCCUCCUGGGUUCCUUGGAUUUUCUGUGUCCUCCUCUGUCCACUGGUUCGGCAAGGAGUAGAGGCCUUCGAGUGUGGCAAUGGGGUCUCCGUGCCUCCUGACAGCGUGUGCGACUUCACAGAUCACUGUGGGGACCUGAGUGAUGAACAGCAAUGCUCGAAUUAUGAAAGAUGUGAUUUUGAGGAUGGGCUCUGUAAUAUGACACAAGAUCAGAGUCUGAAACUUGGUUGGACAAAGAGAAAUGGAAUGACUGGUCUAUCACCUCCAUUUUAUGAUCACAAUGGUGCUAUAUCUGCCCACUUUCUCUCACUGGUCUCCAAAGUGGACUCUCCUUCAAACUUAAGAAGCCGAGUUUUUCUUCCAACGAAUAACCUGCAUCCUUGUCAGGUUACAUUUUAUUACUUCUCCAGCCAUAUGAGUGGCAAAUUGACAGCUGGCUUUCAAACUACAUGUGGGGGUCCUGUUCAACCUUUAUGGCAAAACAGAGCUGGGCCCCAACAUCAGUGGGAGAAAAAGGUCAUCAGCAUUCAGUGCUCCCAGAAAUUUCAGGUUGUUUUUCAAGGUCAAGUGAUUUCAACUCAUGAACAGGAUGAAGUCAUAGCUAUUGAUGAUAUAUCUUUCAGUUCAGGCUGCUUGCCUGCAAAUGAUGAAACUUUACCAUGUCAAGAAGCAACCAUCACAAAGCAGGAACUAUGCCAUCCUGAUACAACUUUCUGCAGAUUUGACACUACAGAUGCAGGAUUAAGAUUGUGUGAGCCCUGUGGAUUUGAAUUUGACACGUGUGGCUGGGCAUCAGAAGCAGUUGCUGGGCACGUUUCCUGGUUGCGCACAAAUGCAGGGAGAGUUCCUGCUUUAGAAUCUACAACUCAGCAUGAUCAAAGUAGUGAUGAUGAAGGUUACUACAUGUGGGUAGAAGCUAACCAUGCUUCUACACUUGACCAUUUAGACAGCAGGGCUUAUCUAAACAGCUCUGUGUGUCACUGCUGGAGCAAGAGCUGCCAUUUGCAGUUCUAUUAUGCUAUGGAAAAUAGUGUCCUGAGAGUAAGUCUGUAUAACAAUAAGGAAGAAGAAAUAUUUUGGACAUACAAUACAUCAACUCACAAAAAAUGGGUGAAAAAGGAUGUGUUAAUACCAGAAGGACUGAAGACAUUUAAGAUUAUAUUCGAAGGGGCUCUUUUGAGCCAGAGAAGUUUCAUUGGGCUGGAUCAGCUCUGGGUCUAUGUGUGUGCACAGGCCGCACCCAGAAGGUCUUGCUCUGCAGGUGAAUUCACUUGUGCCAGUGGUCAGUGUAUUGCCCAGGAAUCAGUCUGUGACUCUCAACAGGAUUGUUCUGAUAAGAGUGAUGAAGACCCGGUGAAUUGCUCCAAUCACCUCAUGUGUGACUUUGAGUCUGGUUUCUGUGGCUGGGAGCCAUUUCUCACAGAAAAUUCACACUGGGAAUUUGUGAAAGGAUUGACAAGUGGAGAAAACCAUCUUCCUGAGGUGGAUCACCAAGCAAACACAAAUCAUGGAUUGUUUAUUUAUUUGCGAGCACAUCAAUUGCCUGGAGUGGCCAAACUUGGAAGUCCUGUUCUUACGAAAUCACUUAAUGCCUCUAACCCAUGUCAGGUGCAGUUUUGGUAUCAUUUGUCUCAGCAUUCACAUCUCUCGGUUUUUACAAGAACAUCACUGGAUGGAAAUUUGCAAAAGCAGGGUGAUCUAAUUGGAAUCUCCAAAUUUCAAUGGAGACAAGCAAAAAUCAAUCUCUAUGCAAAGACUGGAGAAUCUACUUUGCCUUUUCAGUUAAUUUUAGAAGCUACUGUUUUAUCAUCAAAUGCUUCAGUUGCCCUAGAUGACAUCAGUAUAUCCCAGGGAUGUGAAAUUUCACAUAUGUCACUGCCAGGUACCAGCAUAGUAAACAAAGUUUCCAAAUGUGACUUUGAAGCAAAUAGCUGUGGUUGGUUUGAAGCAGUUAGCGGUGACCAUUUUGACUGGAUAUGGAGCUCCAGAAGUAACCUUUCUGCUGAUUUUGAGCAACAGGCCCCUCCCUAUGAUCAUACUCACAAAUCUGCUCAAGGGCAUUUUAUGUUCAUUCUGAAGAAAAGCAGCAGCUUGGCCCAAGUUGCUAAACUCCAGAGUCCAACUAUCAACCAGACAGGAACAGGAUGCACACUUUCUUUCUGGUUUUAUAACUAUGGCCUGUCAGUGGGAGCAGCUGUGCUCCAGCUACACUUGGAAAAUUCCAAUGACUCCACAGUGCUCUGGAGAGUCUUAUAUAACCAGGGCAACCAGUGGUCACAGGCAACUAUUCAGCUUGGGCGCCUCACUCACCCCUUCCAUCUGACUCUAGAAAAAGUCAGCCUUGGCAUUUAUGAUGGGGUCUCAGCUAUUGAUGACAUCAGUUUUGAAAACUGUACCCUUCCUCUUCCUGCGGAGAGCUGUGAAGGGCCAGAUCAUUUCUGGUGUGGACACACUAAGGCCUGCAUACACAGGCUUCGGUUAUGUGAUCUGGUGGAUGAUUGUGGUGAUCAUACUGAUGAGGCUGACUGUGUACCUGAACUACAAUGUAACUUUGAAAAUGGAAUUUGUAAUUGGGAACAAGAUACAGAAGAUGAUUUUGAUUGGACCAGGAACCAGGGUCCAACAUCAACACUUAAUACAGGGCCAAUGAAGGAUAAUACUUUGGGCACAGCUAAAGGACACUAUCUCUACAUAGAAUCUUCGGAGCCACAAGCUUUCCAAAACACAGCUGCUUUACUCAGCCCGAUCCUCAGUGCCACUGGAACAGAAAGCUGCACCUUCCGCUUCUAUUACCACAUGUUCGGAAAGCACAUUUACAGGCUGGCCAUCUACCAGCGAAUCUGGAGUAACAGCAGGGGGAAGCUGCUGUGGCAGAUAUUUGGGGAUCAAGGCAACAGGUGGAUAAGGAAAGACCUCCACAUUCCCAGCAGGCAGCCUUUUCAGAUUUUGGUGGAGGCUUCAGUGGGAGAUGGCUUCACCGGAGACAUUGCAAUUGAUGAUUUGUCUUUUAUGGACUGUACCCUCUAUGCUGGUAAGUUGCCAGUGGACCUUCCAACUCCACCAGAAACUUCAAUUCCAGUAACAUUACCUCCACACAACUGUACAGAUGGUGAAUUUGUCUGCAGAUCCAGUGGUCACUGUGUUGAAGAAAUCCAGAAAUGUGAUUUUAGAUAUGACUGCCCUGACAAAUCAGAUGAAUCAUUUUGUGUAAUGGAAGUUUGCAGCUUUGAAAAAGGAAGCCUGUGUAAAUGGUACCAGCCAAUCCCUGAAAAUUUAAUUCAAGAUUCAAACACAUUCCGGUGGGGUCUUGGUAAUGGAAGCGGUAUUCAUCAGGGGGAAGAAAACCACAGGCCCUCGGUGGACCAUACAAAAAAUACCACAGAUGGGUGGUACCUGUAUGCUGAUAGCUCAAAUGGAAAAUUUGGUGACAAGGCUGACAUCCUCACUCCUGUCAUUUCACGCACGGGACCAAAAUGUACCCUGGUGUUCUGGACUUACAUGAAUGGUGCCACCGUUGGCUCUCUCCAGGUACUGAGCAAGAAAGACAAUGUUACCUCUAAAUUGUGGGCUCAAAGUGGACAGCAAGGUGCACAGUGGAAAAAAGUAGAACUAUUUUUAGGCAUUCAUUCAAAAAUACAGAUUAUCUUUCGGGCAAAACGCAGUGUCAGUUACAUGGGAGAUGUAGCAGUGGAUGACAUUACCUUUCAAGAUUGCUCACCCCUCCUCAGCCCAGACAGGAAGUGCACUGCUCAAGAGUUCAUGUGUGCUAACAAGCACUGCAUUGCACAGGACAAGCUAUGUGAUUUUGUGAAUGAUUGCACUGAUAAUUCAGAUGAGACUAACUUCAUUUGCAGUCCCUCCAUUGGGCGCUGUGAUUUUGAGUUUGAUCUCUGUUCCUGGGAGCAGGAACAGGAGGAUGACUUUGACUGGAAUUUGAAAGCUAGCAGCAUCCCUGCUGCAGGCACAGAGCCAGCCGCUGACCACACCUUGCGAAAUUCGUCUGGUCAUUACAUCUUCAUAAAGAGCUUGUUCCCUCAGCAGCCCAUGAGGGCAGCCAGAAUUUCCAGCCCGGUCAUAAGUAGAAGAAGCAAAAACUGCAAGAUAAUUUUUCAUUAUCACAUGUAUGGAAAUGGCAUUGGGGCACUCACCUUGAUGCAGGUAUCAGUCUCAAACAAAACAACGUUCCUAGUUAAUCUCACUGUAGAACAAGGCAACUUCUGGCAGCGGAAGGAGCUAAUACUGUCUGGCGAGGAGGAUUUUCAACUCAAAUUUGAAGGAAGAGUUGGGAAAGGACACCACGGUGAUAUUGCACUGGAUGACAUUGUGCUUAUGAAGAGUUGUCUACCGGCCCAUCAGUCCAUGGAAGAACUAGCGGUGCCUCUUCCAACAGGUUACUGCCCACAUGGUUAUCGGGAAUGUCAGAAUGGCCAAUGUUAUAAACCAGAGCAAAGCUGUAAUUUUAUAGAUGACUGUGGAGAUUCCACUGAUGAAAACGAAUGUGGAAGCUCUUGUACUUUUGAACAAGGCUGGUGUGGCUGGCAAAACUCCCUGGCUGAGAACUUUGAUUGGGUUUUGGGAGUUGGCUCUCAUCGAAGCUUAAGACCCCCCAAAGACCACACACUUGGAAACGAAAAUGGGCACUUUCUGUAUCUGGAGGCUACUCCGGUGGGCCUUCGGGGGGAAGAAGCACACCUCAAGAGUGGUGUGUGGCAAGAAUCCAGUGCUACAUGCACCAUGAGCUUCUGGUAUUUCAUAUCUGCAAAAGCCACGGGGUUCAUUCAGAUUCUCAUCAAGACAGAGAAAGGACUAUCAAAAGUAUGGCAAGACAGUAAGCAGACUUCUGGUGAUCAGUGGCAAAAGGCUGUCAUCCUGCUAGGAAAAUUAAGAAAUUUUGAAGUUAUAUUCCAAGGUAUCAGAACAAGGGAUUUAGGAGGAGGAGCUGCAAUUGAUGACAUUGAAUUUAAAAACUGCACGACUGUGGGAGAGACUUCUGAAAUUUGCCCAGAAGCCACUGACUUUUUGUGCCACAACAAAAAGUGUAUUGCAUCCCACCUUGUCUGUGACUAUAAACCAGACUGCUCUGAUAGGUCUGAUGAAGCUCACUGUGGCCAGUACACAACCACAACAGGAAGCUGUAAUUUUGAAACAACUUCCACAAAUUGGACCACAGCCUGUGGUCUUACUCAAGACUCUGAAGAUGACUUGGACUGGGCCAUUGGCAACAGAAUUCCUGAUGAAGCACUGAGUGCAGACUCUGAUCACACACCAGGUAGUGGGCAACACUUUGUGUAUGUCAACUCAACUGGUCCCAAAGAAGGAUACACCGCAAGAAUCACUACUUCUCAGUACUUCCCGGCAAGCCUUGGAAUGUGUACUGUUCGGUUCUGGUUCUACAUGACCAAUCCCAGGAGUGUGGGAGUACUAAAGGUGUAUAUCAUUGAGGAAUCUGGACUAAAUAUCCUGGUGUGGUCAGUGGUUGGCAAUAAAAGAACCGGUUGGGUAUACGGAUAUGUACAUCUCUCCAGUCACAGUCCAUUUAAGGUGGCAUUUGAAGCUGAUUUGAGUGGCGAUGAACACAUCUUUAUUGCCCUUGAUGACAUCUCCUUUACCCCAGAAUGUGUAUUUGGAGGUCCUGUCACAACUCAGCCACCUCCGUGUGAGGCUGAUCAGUUUUCCUGUGUCUACACACUCCAGUGUGUCCCUCUCUCGAGGAAGUGCAAUGGACAGGAGGAUUGCGUAGAUGGAUCGGAUGAAAUGGGUUGUUCCCUCAGCCCUCCUCCUCAGCGCUGCGGUGAAAUGGAGUUCCCGUGCUCUACCCACGGGUGCAUCCCCUCCCUCCUGCUGUGUGACGGAGUGCCUGACUGCCACUUAAGUGAAGAUGAAUCCAGCUGCUCCAAUGUCAGCUGUUCUGCUGGAGCUCUGCUGUGCAACUCCUCUAACAGCUGUAUCCCAGCUCACGAGCGUUGUGAUGGUUUUGCCCACUGCAUGGACUUGCAACUUGAUGAAUCCAGCUGUUCAGAGUGUCCGAUAGCUUAUUGCAGAAAUAGUGGGACUUGUAUGGUGGAAAAAAGUGGUCCUACGUGUCGAUGUGGACAAGGAUGGACAGGAAAUCGAUGUCAUAUCAAAGUUCACCAUUCUACUGCAGAUCUUGCAUACUCUCAGAAUAACAUAUGGACUCUCUUGGGUAUUGGAUUAGCUUUCCUGAUGACACAUAUUGCAGUUGCCACCUUGUGUUUUCUUGCGAACAGAAAAGUACCACUAAGGAAAACUAAAGGAAGUGUUAAUUGUGCAUUUGUUAAUCCAGUGUAUGGGAAUUGGAGCAACUCAGAGAAAUCAGAGAGUUCUACAUACUCCUUCUCCAAUCCACUAUAUGGCACAACAUCAGGAAGCCUGCAGACCGUACCUAAUUAUCUCAAAUAGUAUUGUCAAGAUCAACUAUCAUCUAGCAUGCAUAGUUUAUAGAAAAUUCCAGUCUGUCAAAUGUGAUAGAAACUUAUAUUAUGCAAUAGUAAAAAAUGAAAGUUUAUUCAGAAUACUACUGUAAUUAUUACCUUUAAGAAUAAAUAUUAUCACUAAAUGUAUUGAAUGGUUUCAUGGAAUUUAAAUCAGAACCUUAUCAUCAUUGUAUAUCUGAAUAUCUUAAUAAAAUGUUCUACUUAAGUUU